AAAAUUGUAAUCCCCAAACAAGGGCAGGGACAAAAGGUGGGAAAGGAAAAACGGAGAGAAAUUUGGGGCAAAUAAAUGGGUUGGUGGUGACGGCAGCGACACGACUGCGAUUUUUUUUAGAUUUGAUCGGAGACACAUAGUUGUCAUCUUCAUCAAUCUAAGAUAAAAAUGCAAGGUAGCAUCUAUUCGAGGUGUUUUAGGGGUAGGGAGUUGUUGCUCCACAAAGCACAAAAAAUGAUUUUGAAUUACAUCCCUUCUCGCCCUUUACCUUCCCAACUACUAAACCCUCCAAGUUAUCGAACUCAUCUUUCAACCAUUAAACGAUACCCAUACCCAUGGGAUUCUUCAAGAACCGGUUUCAAACAAAUCAAGGCAUUCAUUUCUGAUUUUCCUGCUAAAAACCCUGAUGGAAAAUCAAAUGGGCAUGCCAUGUUUUCAACAUCUUCAGCUGGCGCAAAAAAGCCUCUCCUCAACAAGGAACAAACUCAGCCUGCAACGGAAGCCGAUCAAAUAUCUAAUGCCAGAAUUAUAAGCACUCUCGCUAAAUACUUGUGGAUGAAGGAUAAUUUUGAGUUCCGCUUUCGCGUUAUUGCUGCCUUGACUUUACUAGUUGGUGCAAAGGUUGUGAAUGUUCAAGUACCAUUCUUAUUUAAGCUUGCUGUUGAUUGGUUGUCAACAGCAACUGGCAAUGCUAGCGCGCUUGCAGAGUUUACUACUGCCAACUCUACUGUUUUGGCUCUUUUCGUAAGUCCUGCUGCGGUCUUGAUUGGGUAUGGUAUUGCACGAUCAGGGGCAUCCGCUUUCAACGAAUUGCGAACUGCAAUUUUCUCAAAGGUCGCACUCCGCACUAUUCGGUCAGUUUCACGGAAGGUCUUUUCGCACUUGCAUGAACUCGAUCUGCAAUAUCACCUUAGUCGAGAAACAGGUGGUCUUAAUCGGGUCAUUGACCGUGGUAGCCGAGCUAUCAAUUUUAUUCUUUCGUCAAUGGUUUUCAAUGUUUUCCCGACGAUAUUGGAGAUAUCAAUGGUAUCAGGUAUACUUGCAUACAGAUUCGGAGCUUCCUUUGCAUGGAUUACAUCACUGUCAGUGGCUGCAUAUAUCGCUUUCACCUUAAGUAUUACCCAGUGGCGAACUAAGUUUAGGAAGGAGAUGAAUAAAGCUGAUAAUGAUGCAAGCACACGAGCAAUCGAUUCUCUUAUCAACUAUGAGACUGUUAAGUACUUUAACAAUGAGGUGUAUGAAACCGAGAAGUAUGAUCACUUUUUAAAGAGAUAUGAAGAUGCUGCCUUAAAGACACAACGUAGUCUUGCAAUCUUAAACUUUGGGCAAAGUGCAAUAUUCAGCAUAGCUCUCUCAGCUGCUAUGGUUUUAUGUUCUAAUGGGAUUAUGAAUGGUGUCAUGACUGUUGGUGACUUGGUCAUGGUAAACGGGCUGCUGUUCCAGCUAUCGCUUCCGCUGAAUUUCCUUGGUAGCGUAUAUCGUGAGACCAUCCAAAGUUUAGUGGACAUGAAAUCAAUGUUUCAGUUACUAGAGGAAAAAGCUAAAAUCGGAGAUGCAGCUGAUGCGAAAUCUCUUAAUUUGAGUGGGGGUAGCAUUCAAUUUGAGAAUGUUCACUUCAGUUAUUUGACAGAAAGGAAGAUUCUAGAUGGGAUCUCUUUCAUUGUUCCAGCUGGAAAAAGUGUAGCUAUUGUAGGAACAAGUGGCAGUGGCAAAUCAACUAUUCUUAGAUUGCUCUUCAGAUUCUUUGACACCCAUUCUGGAAAUAUAAAAAUAGAUGGUCAAGAUAUUCGGGAGGUUACCCUUGAGAGUCUUCGGAAAUCUAUUGGCGUUGUUCCACAGGAUACUGUUCUUUUCAAUGAUACUAUAUUUCACAAUAUCCGCUAUGGGCGGCUCUCUGCCUCCGAGGAGGAGGUGUACAAUGCUGCUCGACAAGCUGCAAUCCAUGAUACUAUUAUAAAAUUCCCACAGAAGUAUGCUACAGUGGUGGGAGAACGUGGACUAAAGUUAAGUGGUGGUGAGAAGCAAAGAGUUGCACUAGCACGUGCAUUCCUUAAAGCGCCUGCGAUAUUGCUUUGUGAUGAAGCCACGAGCGCACUUGACAGCACGACAGAAUCAGAAAUACUAAGUGCUUUAAAGUCUCUAGCAAUUAACCGGACUGCAGUUUUUAUUGCCCAUAGGCUCACUACAGCUAUGCAAUGUGAUGAGAUCAUAGUGUUGGAGAAUGGGAAAGUGGUGGAACAAGGGCCACAUGAAUUUCUUCUAUCAAGGCCUGGGAGAUAUGCACAACUUUGGUCACAGCAGAACACAGUGGAUGGACUUGAUGUGGCGAUCAAGUUGAACCUAUGAUAUGCCCCUUGCUGUUCAUUCAGGAAAGAAACAAAUUAUGACUUGACCAGCGAGUUUGCCCAAUCAUCUCACUUCUUUCAUCAAUCCAACAAAGUAUAUCAGUUUCCGAUAAAACAGUUUCACCCUCACUACCAUGUUUAAUCCGUUGAUGUAGUGGGGCAGGAUUUGCUUCCCCGUGUUAAUCCACAGGUCAAACUAAUCUUGUCAAUGAUUAUAGGCAUUUAGUUUUGUUAGAAGUGGUGAUAUUUGCAAUUGAUUAGAAGCAGCUAUGUAUUAAUCAGUGUAGUGCGCACUUGUUAUUUUUGGAGAGCCAAAGAUUGUGAUUUAUGAAGUUCAGAAUCCCUAUUCCCUAGCUUACUGUUAAGAUCCAGUCUUUGGUGUUCGUAGUCGAUUAGACAUUAUACACCUCCACAUAACACACUAAAUUGUGUUCAGUAUCUAAAAUGUCACUUGCUCAAUUAUGAGGUAUCUAUGUUGGUGUAUGUAGACUUCUUGUGUUGUAUUCGAUAUGUUUUAUAUCUUAAAUCUUCUACUUCUAAA
This is a messenger RNA of Solanum pennellii, 2886 nucleotides long. RefSeq names its product ABC transporter B family member 25, mitochondrial. The transcript has 20 exons. Lineage: Eukaryota; Viridiplantae; Streptophyta; Magnoliopsida; Solanales; Solanaceae. Gene Ontology annotation, biological process: intracellular iron ion homeostasis; transmembrane transport. The record is from RefSeq and is a predicted model, not a curated record. Gene Ontology annotation, cellular component: mitochondrial inner membrane. Gene Ontology annotation, molecular function: ABC-type transporter activity; ATP hydrolysis activity; ATP binding. The coding region runs from base 169 to 2346 and encodes 725 amino acids.